Molecule: messenger RNA, 624 nt
Organism: Brassica napus (rape)
Lineage: Eukaryota; Viridiplantae; Streptophyta; Magnoliopsida; Brassicales; Brassicaceae
Product: glycerol-3-phosphate acyltransferase 5-like
Exons: 2
Coding region: 1-624 (207 amino acids)
Biological process (GO): cutin biosynthetic process
Cellular component (GO): membrane
Molecular function (GO): glycerol-3-phosphate 2-O-acyltransferase activity; phosphatase activity
Source: RefSeq, a predicted model, not a curated record
AUGGCGCAAAUUCAUGAACCCGUUCAGGGGGAUCAACAAGUUGAGGUGCAGCCGCCCAAACCGGUGAUCUUCCACGAUGGAGGCCUUAUGAAACGACCUACACCGGCCAACGCUCUCAUCAUCCUACUCUGGUUCCCAUUUGGAAUCAUUCUCUCGGUGCGCUCACUUUCCCAAUGUGGCUCAUACCUUGUGUCAUUCUGCCGAGUCACCGUGAAGGGCAAGCCUCCGCCUAAGGCUGGAAACUCUCGUGGCGUACUCUUUGUAUGUAACCACAGAAGAACUAUGAUAGAUCCGCUUGUGAUAUCUUAUGCCCUCGGACGUAGCAUCCCUGCCGUUCUAAUAUCUGAGCUCUUGCGGUUUUAUGAUAUUUUGAGUCCGGUCCCCAUCGUACGGUUCACCAGAAACCGUGAUGUGGACGCAGUAGUAAUGAUGGAGAAGGAGCUGUCCAAAGGAGAUCUAAUGUACGAGAUUACGUUCCUUGACCAGCUUCCAUUGGAGGCCACUUGUUCAUCCGGCAAUAGCCCAUUCGACGUUGCUAACCAUGUUCAGAGAAUCUUGGCGGAGACGUUAGGGUUCGAAUGCACCCAACUCGGGAGAAAGGCCAAGUACAAUGUUCUCACUUAA